AUGAAUUAAUCUAGGAAAUUUGGGGGGGGAAAGUGUAAAGGUAACACACACACAAAUACCCAUGAUCUCACCAUUCAAAAAAAAAAAAUCUCAUUGUCCCAUUACUUUUCUAAAUAUAUAGGUAUAUACUUUUUCUAAAUAUAUAUAUAUAUUUUUUCUUUUUUAAAACUGUAUAGCAGAGUUUGUAGUCUGCUUUUUUCACUUCAGUGAUAUAUGUACUUCCUUACAACCAACAGGAAUACCCACAAUAAUAGUGCCUACAUCUCCAAAAGAUAACAGAAGCUAAGCAAACAUUGUUACAUAGAUUUUGGAACAGCUAUAAUUAUAUAAUGCUCCAGGUUAUUUUUAAUCUUUCUCUUUAUCUGUUCCAGAAUGGAUUGGUUUCACUGUAACUGGUGCUGUCGAAAAGAUGGAGACAAUUUCUUUGUCACCAGCUGUGGUCAUAUUUUUUGUAAAAAGUGUGUGACUCUGGAAAAAUGUGCUGUUUGUGGAACUGCCUGCAAGCAUCUGGCUCUUUCUGAUAAUCUGAAACCUCAGGAGAAGAUAUACUUCAAAAGCCCUGUGGAGACAGCUUUGCAGUAUUUUAGUCACAUCUCUCAGGUGUGGAGUUUCCAGAAGAAACAAACAGAUCUCCUCAUCGCCUUUUAUAAGCAUAGAAUUACAAAGUUAGAAGCAGCCAUGCAGGAGGCACAGCAGACGGUGACCAGCCAGGAAAAAGAGCUGUCAGUCUUAAAGAAGGAGAAUGGAGAACUGAAGAAAUUUCUUGCCAUCCUAAAGGAAUCUCCAAAUUGGUACCAAGGAAGCAGGUCAGCCACACCUCGACCAGUAGGCAUUACUUCUCCAUCACAGUCAGUUACUCCACGACCCAGUUCUCAGCACAGCAGCCAAGUGGUCAGUCGGUCCUCCUCGGUGGAAUCUGUCCCUUACAGAAUGUCUGGAUUUACUAGCUUGGGACAAGGAGUCAGAGGCCUACAAGGAAAAAGUACUCCCAGAGACUCAUAUAUUGAAACCCCUUCACCAGCUUCCACUCACAGCCUAUCUUAUAGGCCUUCACCUGCCUCUUCUGGACAGGGGAUUUUUUCUUUCAGACCAUCCCUAAAUGGUGGGGAUUCAGGCUACGCAAGAGCCCUUACCCCCAGUAAUUCAGUUCUGUCCUUCAGGUCAGAGGGAAAGCAGAACCCCACUAGAGAGUCUUCCUGGUUUCCAGCUACCAGUCCAGCAGGUGAGCCCUGGCUAGUCUAACUUGCCUGUGUAUGAAAAACUUACAUGGUUGGGCCUGUGCACAACAUACCCUUUUGGUCUCCUCUUAAGGUGGUAAAAUGUAACCAGUGGAGAAUGAUACGGGUUUCAAGUGUGGUAACCAAAUGUUCACAAUUUUCCAGAAUGGUUUCAAUUUCAAAGAUUCUUUCCUACUAUCAGAUCAGCUUCCUGGUUUGGGGGUUUAAAAAUUAGGUCACAUGGUAGUGAAUGCCUUUAAACUGAGAGGUCUGGGCCAGUGUGAACUAAGUGCGUAGACACAACUGACAUUCCCAAAAGCUCCACAAAAAAGUAUUUCAAUGGAAUAUAUCUUUUGGAUAGAGGUACUACUUGAACUAGGAAAAAUCACAUGUACUUCUCUAGAGAUGGUUAGAAUAAGGCUUUAUAAAUUUAUGGGACUAUGAUAUGUCAGCAACAAGAGGAAGAAGGCAUGGGAAUAAGGAGAGAGGUUUGUAAGGAGCUCUACAUGCCAAGUCCAGUCUUGCCUUUUAAGUUAACUUUUAUGGCCCAGGUUUUGAGGAUAUUUAGGCUCUUUUCCAUGCCAAGCUCCUGGUGAGCCCAAGGACAUACUAAGGUGGGUAAAUAUUUUGCUCUCAUAUUCCAAAUGCCCUUUAUUUUCAUGGGCAAGGAAUUAGGGUCUAAGCCGCAAGAGGCAACACUGGGGAAAUAACAUCCCUGAGAUCCUUACAAAUGGAGGGAUUUACCUACAGAUGAAAAAAGACUUAAGGGACAUAUAAACCAUCUGCAAACAUAUGGCCCCUAUUGGAGCCUGAUUAAAACUGUAUCACACACACACACACACACACAUACAUUUAUGAGAAAGUUGAAAACUGAAUACCUGUUGGACAUUUUAUAUUGUUUUCUUUUUUUUAAUGUUUAUUUUUUAUUUUUUGAGAGAGAGAGAAAGAGCGCACACAUGUGUGCAGUAAGGGAGGGGCAGAGAGAUGGGGACAGAGCAUCUGAAGCAGGCUCUGAGCUGACAGCAGGGGCUUGAUCUAACUCACAAACCGUGAGAUCUUUACCUGAAGUCAGACGCUUAACUGACGGAGUCACACAGGCACCCCAAUAUUAAGGAAUUCUUAGUUUUUCUGUGUGGGCAUACUACUAUUGUGGUUGUUUUUAAAAAGUCUAUCUUUUGGAGAUACAUACUAAAAUAUUUAGAAAUAGGAGGUUAAGGGAUUGUCUGGGUUUUGCUUUAGUAUAUAAUCUAGUGGACAUGGGGCAGUGAGAGUAGAAAUGAAAAAAAUUGGCCAUGAGCUAUUUGUUGAAGUUGGGUGAUGGAUACUCGUCAGUCCAUUAUACUACUUUACUUUUGUAUUUUUUGAAAAUUUCAGUAAGAUUAAAAAAAAAAAAAAAAGCUAUUGAAGUUAAGUGCCACCUCCCCAGGGCAUAAGAAUCCUGCCUCCCUGGUAAGCACAUUUCAGCAUAGUAGUCAUAGGUUCCAGGUCUUCCAAAGUAGUUCUUUAAAUAUUCUGCCUUAUUAUCACCAUAAGCCACUCAGAUGUUGUAGAGUUUCAUAAUUAGCAACAAAGGCUUUGUCACAGAUGUAUCAAAUCUUAGUACAAAUCUUGGAACAGUUAUCAUGCAAUGGAGAAAACUAUGGGGAAGCACAGUGGUGGUUUGCUGUCUUAAUAAACUUCAUAAAGUGGUUUAAGAGGGCCUUAUUUGCCCUUUUUGUUAUAAAUGCCCAUAUCUGCCUUCCUGUCCUCUGCUGCAGACUCUGUACGAACAGAGACAGAUGGGAUUAGCCAGGGCAAGAGAAGCAUGGACUACUUCCAGAUAGAUCGUCUUCAAGGUCCAAUCCAUAUAUAUUGCUUAAGGAAGGCAUAUAGCAUCCAAUACUCAUUAAGUGUGAUGGUUUUGGAAAAUGUUUCCCUGGUUUCUUUCCACAUUUCACUGUGUACCCUUAUCUGCUUUGUUCUUUACCAUAUACACCCUAUAUUACCUCCUAGGAAAACGAUCAGCAUUAUAUAAGGCUAGUUCUUCAGGAAGAUGUUUAGAUUUCUCCCACACUCAAAUGUAGCUCUCUCAUUUCCUACAACUUAAAACAAAUAUUGUAAAAAAAUUCUUGGCUCACUGGAGGUGCGAAAUCAUACACUUGUUAAGUAUGUUUUAUUUCUAGAUUUCAUUUUUUAAGCUUUGGAUGUAUUCACCUAUUGCCAAAGCUAAUAAACAACUCUGUUCCUUGUCCUAAUUUAUUAUACUACUUCUGUUUGUCUAUUGUUUCCUCUAUGCCUAGUUAACUGUUGAUUUUCCUUUCUGUCUGAUAACAGCUGGAGACCCAGACUUUCAGCUUACUAAAGUACACAGAUAAAAUAAAGAUGUCCUUUUAUUGU
Molecule: messenger RNA, 3593 nt
Organism: Panthera uncia (snow leopard)
Lineage: Eukaryota; Metazoa; Chordata; Mammalia; Carnivora; Felidae
Gene: RNF212B
Product: ring finger protein 212B
Exons: 13
Coding region: 373-1242 (289 amino acids)
Biological process (GO): protein sumoylation; reciprocal meiotic recombination; homologous chromosome pairing at meiosis
Cellular component (GO): synaptonemal complex
Molecular function (GO): SUMO transferase activity
Source: RefSeq, a predicted model, not a curated record